This is a messenger RNA of Nematolebias whitei (Rio pearlfish), 1735 nucleotides long. Its product is annotated as RNA-binding protein 39. The transcript is spliced from 14 exons. Gene Ontology annotation, molecular function: RNA binding. Gene Ontology annotation, cellular component: nucleus. The coding region runs from base 115 to 1638 and encodes 507 amino acids. NCBI's taxonomy places the organism in Eukaryota, Metazoa, Chordata, Actinopteri, Cyprinodontiformes, Rivulidae. Gene Ontology annotation, biological process: mRNA processing. The record is from RefSeq and is a predicted model, not a curated record.
CCUGUGGAUACCGUUCCGACCCGCUUUAGCAUCGAGCGAACCAGAACAAGUUCUGUCGACCGGACACAGUCUGCAGGUUUUAUCCCACCGACACGCCGUGGAUUAAGCACGGUGAUGGCGGACGACCUGGACAUUGAGGCGAUGCUGGAGGCUCCAUACAGGAAGGAAGUUGCCAAAAAUCAGAGCCCUGACAGCCAGGCUGACAGCAAGAGGAAGAGACGAAGCCGCAGUCACAGCCAAGGAAGGAAACGCAGUCGCAGCAAGGACAGGAUGCAUAGCCGCAGUCAAGACAGGAAGCGCAGUCGAGACAGGAAGCGCAGUCGCAGCCGGGACAGGAAGUACAGUCCUAGUCGCAGCGGCAGUAGAGAAACACACAGAAGUAAAAGCCGAGAACCCUGGCGUACACUCGGCUGGGAGCAGGGAGGCCGCUACAGAGACCACCAGACUGAUAUGCUCCUGGACAGCCUGUCUCCAGAGGAGCGAGACGCUCGGACGGUCGUCUGCAUGCAGCUGGCAGCCCGGAUCCGACCACGCGACCUGCAGGAGUUCUUCUCUGCUGUGGGGGAGGUUCGACUUGUGAGGAUGAUCUCCGACAGGAACUCGCGCAGAUCCAAGGGCAUCGCCUACAUCGAGUUUGUAGAGGCCAGUUCGGUUCCACUGGCCAUCGGACUGACGGGCCAGAGGCUGCUGGGAGUUCCCAUCAUUGUGCAAGCGUCCCAGGCAGAGAAGAACCGUGCUGCGGCUGCGGCUGCAGCUGCUGCAGCUGCUGCAGCCAACACUGUGCAGAAGUUACCAAGUGGACCGAGGAGGCUGUAUGUGGGCUCGCUGCACUUCAACAUCACUAAGGAGAUGCUGAGAGGGAUCUUUGAGCCGUUUGGACGGGUGGAGAACAUCCAGCUGAUGAUGGACAGCGAGAGCGGCUGCUCUAAAGGCUACGGCUUUAUCACUUUUGCAGACGCUGAGUCAGCUAAGAAAGCUCUGGAGCAGCUGAACGGGUUUGAGCUGGCGGGUCGGCCCAUGAAGGUGGGUCAUGUGACCGAGCGCAAUGAAGCCUCCACCGCUUCUACCUUCCCAUGUGACGAGCUGGACCUGAUGGGCAUGGACCAAGGAACCACCAGCAGGCAGCUGCUGGGUCCAAUGACUGAAGGUCCUGGUCUGAUCCCUCCUGCUGCUCAGCAAGCUCUGCAGAUGAGUGGAGCGAUCGCUAUCGGAGCCCUGGCUGCUGUUUCAGCUGCCAUGAAUCCAGUUCUGAGCAUGAACAUGAACAUGAACCCUCCAGCUAUGAAUCUUCCAUCCCAGCCUCUCGCCACUCACUGCUUCCAGCUGUCCAACAUGUUCCACCCCAGCAGUGAGAACACUCCGGGGUGGGAGCUCAACAUCCAGCGUGACGUCAUCGAGGAGUGCAACAAACAUGGAGGAGUCGUUCACAUCUACGUGGACAAAAACUCACCUGAGGGGAACGUUUACAUCAAGUGUUUGUCCAUUCCUGCCGCCAUGGCCUCUGUGAGCGCUCUCCACGGAAGAUUCUUCAGAGGUAAGAUGAUCACGGCAGCGUACGUCCCCCUGCCUACUUACCACAACCUGUUUCCAGAGUCAGCCACUGCCACACAGCAGCUGGCUCCGCCCCCCAUGCGGUGAUCAACAAAUACUGCUCUGUGAUUGGAUGUUUGAAGUUGAACCCGCCUCUUUUUAAAAUCUUGAUGUCUUAUUGGACCAGUUGGAUAUCGGUGGAUGA